Oryza sativa Japonica Group (Japanese rice) is the source of this 2559-nucleotide messenger RNA. RefSeq lists its product as uncharacterized. Gene Ontology annotation, molecular function: nucleic acid binding. The record is from RefSeq and is a predicted model, not a curated record. NCBI's taxonomy places the organism in Eukaryota, Viridiplantae, Streptophyta, Magnoliopsida, Poales, Poaceae.
AUGGCCGGCGGCAAGCGCCGCCACGCGCGCAGCAACCCGACCGCCGGCGGGCCGCGGCACGGCGCCGGGGCCGGGCGCCGCCGCCCCGUCCCCGAGCUCCCCUCCUUCGUCUCCCCGGCCUCCGUCGCCGCCGCGUUCUCCUCGUCCUCCUCGGGCGGCCGCGGCCGCGGGGGGAGGGGCGGGCGCCGCGGCGGCGGCGGAGGCGGGUCGUCGAACUCCGCGUCCGACUCGUCCUCCCACGCCGUCCCCUUCAGCUACGCCGCGCUCCGCCCCUCCGCCUCCUUCGAGGGGGCGACUCAGGUGCUGGAUGUCACCAUCGACACCGCCCCCUGCGCCGACCCGGCCUCCGCCUCCGUCCCGGUGUACUCGUACGGCCCGGUUGGCGGGAUCGGGCUGGGGUUUCACGGCGAGGAGGAGGAUGAGGAGGAGGAGGCUGGUGAGGCUGGGCUGCAUCUCGGAUUGGGAUUCCGGGGUUGCAGCAACGAAGAGGUGGAGUUGGAGGAGGCCACCUUAGUGACGCCGAGGAAGCCGAAGGAGAAGCCUAAGGGCAAGCGCAACGAGGGAUUUUUGUCCAUUGGGGGAAUUCGGAUCUACACGGAGGACAUCUCAUCGCCAGAGUCGGGGGUGGGUGACUCUGAUGAGGAAUCGGAAUCAGAUUAUGAGGGGAGAGAUGGCAAUGAUGAUGGUGAUAGUGACGAGGAAGGCAGUGAUGUCAACGAAGGUGGUUCGGAGUCUGAUGAAGAGUUGUCUGGAUCAGAUUCAGAGGAAGACUUGAGCAUUGGUGAUUCAUCAGUUGAUGAUGAGGUUGUUGCCGAUUACAUGGAGGGGAUCGGCGGGAGUGAGGAGCUGUUAAGCAGCAAGUGGGUGGCUGGAAUGAAUUUGGUCGAUUCAGAUGAUGACGAUGAGAUGGAUACAGAUGAGGAUGAGGAUGGGUUCUUGAAGAAGGUGAAGGGACAGCUUGAGGGUUAUGCCUUGAUGAAUGCAUCCGAGCAGUAUGGGAUGAAGAGGCCGAGCUCAGCAGAUCGGUUGAAGGGAAAGGGCACUGCUGUCAGGGCUUGUGACCGGGACCUGGCAAGUAUGCGAGUGAUGGGUCUGGAUGCUGUGAUGAUGGUAAAGGAUGUACGCAUGGCAAACAGAUUAAGAAAGGGAGCAAAGGUGGCUUCAUCAUCUUCUCACCUCUCCAGGUCCUGGCCUAAUGAGGGUAGGAAGAGCAAGAAGUAUCAGAGUGUACCAGGUGAGAAAAAGAAGCAUCGGAAGGAACUCAUUGCAAAGAAGCGCCGCCAACGAAUGCUAGGCAGAGGAGUUGAUUUAGAUCAAAUUAAUACUAAAUUGAGGAAGAUGGUCGUAGAUCAGGUUGAUAUGGUAUGCUUCCAACCAAUGCACACUCGAGACUGUUCGCAGGUUCAACGCCUUGCAUCUAUUUAUCACUUGAAGAGUGGGUGUCAAGGUUCAGGAAAGAAAAGAUUUGUCACUGUGACAUUAACCGCGGAUUCUUCUUUACCAUCUUCUGAGGGCCAAAUCCGACUUGAAAAGCUCUUGGGAACUGAGCCUGAGGACUUUACUGUCAAUUGGGAGAACUCUAAACGUCCAGCCCAAGUGAAGGGCCUCUCAGCUCCAGGAAAGUUGGCAAGGAAUCAGACUUCCAGUGGAAAGAAAUCUUCCAAGAAACAAGUAUCAUUUGCUGAACGUCCUGUAUCUUUUGUCUCCUGUGGCACUAUGGCGGAAUCUGUUACUGAGACAAUUGCAGUUGCCACAACCAGUGGUGAAGUCUCAUGUGAGAAAAUUGUUGAAAGCGACUCUGUCAAGCUGGGAACCUUUGAGAUGCACACCAAGGGCUUUGGUUCUAAGAUGAUGGCUAAGAUGGGAUUCAUUGAGGGAACUGGCCUGGGCAAAGAUGGCCAAGGCAUGAUGCAGCCCAUCCAGCCAAUUCAACGUCCCAAAUCUCUUGGACUGGGAGUAGAAUUUGACAGCGAGGCUGAGGCAAUCAAGGCAAGGUCAGAACCACCAACCAAAGCAAGGUCAGAACCAUGGCGGAAUUUGAGGAAAGUGGAGAUUGGUGGCGUUGGUUCCUUUGAGAGGCAUACAAAGGGCUUUGGAUCCAAGAUGAUGGCGAGGAUGGGGUUCGUUGAGGGCUCUGGCCUGGGGAAGGAUGGCCAGGGCAUCGUCAACCCCUUGACUGCGGUGAGGCGACCCAAGUCAAUGGGGCUGGGAGCUAAGAAUAAGUAUUAAUACCAUAUGUGCCUUCUAUCUAUCUAUGUUAUCUAUGUUAUGUACCUUUUACAGCCGCUUGAGUUUGAUAACCUAGUUGUAUAUAUGCUAGGAGAGCAUAACCCCGUUGGCCGCGGCAAACAGCACGCGAAAUCGUGGGUUCCGAUGCCCCUGGCUGUAGGCAGUAGGUUCUAUCUUGUUUACAUUGCGGCAUUUCACAUUUUUCAUUCCCUGUUGUUUUGUUCAAUUCUCUGGAGGAAAGUUAUUUAUUUCCAUGGUACGUCUCAUCUAGUGUUUUUGUGUCAACUUGUCUUUCUGAAGUAAUGUGAAGCUGCGAUGGAUGCCCUGUGA